UUUAAGUUCAGUUCUAAGAAUAUACAUGUGCAAAACAGCGCAUUGCUUUAACAAAAUGUUCUUCAAGUGCAUUGUUUUUCUGUCUAUUUUAUGUGGUUUAUUUGCUUCAGAUUGCAUACUUCCGUCAAGCAAAACAUACUUUGCAUCCACAGAAGCCCUGAACUGGACAGAUGCUAGAGAAGCCUGCAUUAAUGUUGGUGGGGAGUUGGCUAGUAUUAUAACGAAUGAGGAAUACAACUCUAUUGAAACAUUUUUAGUCCAGAACAAUAAAAAACCAGCAAAUAAAUGGUCUGGUUAUUGGUUGGCUGGAAUAAGACACUCCGACGGAACAUUCUACUGGGAUACCACUGGCACAAGGGUUGGAACUAGCGUUGGAGGGUGGCUAUUUAAUGAACCCAACGAUGUUUCGCAAAUGGAACACUGUAUCGAACUGAAAUGGGAUGAUGAAAUGGGAUAUUCGGGUUGGAACGAUAUUUCUUGCGACACAAAAAGACGGUACCUAUGCCAGAACACAAAAAAAGAAGAUUCCAGAGUAAAAAGCUUGGAGGAUUAUAGCUUCCUAGGUCAAGCCAACCCAAAAAAUAAAGUAGAAAAUUAUAGAUUAAGUUUUUAUCAUCUUCGUUUUCCCCGUAGAAGGUAUUAACCUUGUUUAUAUUCAUAGAUAAAUGUUCCUUCAUUUAUGUUUAUAUUAUAAGCCGUCAAAUAAUUUAAAAACUAAAGUUAGUUUAUAAUUUAUAAUUUUCAGGAAUAAAAUAAACCUGAAAAAUUGUUAAUCCAUUCAUGUAAUCAUUUUUAUAGAAGAAUAAUCCAAAUAAAACCAAUCGUAAAAUUGUC
This is a messenger RNA of Sitophilus oryzae (rice weevil), 834 nucleotides long. RefSeq names its product C-type lectin BpLec-like. Gene Ontology annotation, molecular function: carbohydrate binding. Bases 26 to 643 code for a protein of 205 amino acids. Gene Ontology annotation, cellular component: external side of plasma membrane. The transcript is spliced from 4 exons. The record is from RefSeq and is a predicted model, not a curated record. Lineage: Eukaryota; Metazoa; Arthropoda; Insecta; Coleoptera; Curculionidae. Gene Ontology annotation, biological process: biological process involved in interspecies interaction between organisms.